AUCAAUCUGAAAGACAAAUGUGGAAAUAAUUCGUGUAUAUUUUAUUCUGCGCUUAUUGAAUGCCAAAAAGUUUUAGACAUUUACUACAAGUUCCAUCCAAUUAUGUCAUCGCAAGUCAUAGCAAUAAGCUAAUCAAACGAAACUGUAAAAUUUUUCAACACUCAGCAGGAUUAGACUCAUCGAUCGCAUGUAUACAAAAUUUGAAAGUACCAAACUAAGCCAUCUAGUAUGCCUAGAAAUCGUAUUUCGCUCUUGUCGAACGUUGAAUGUAAAUCGACAACAAAAUCUCUCAUAUAUACUUCGACUAGACGCUUACAAGUAGAUCGCAAUAAGUUGCUAAAGACGUCCUUUUUGUUAGUGGUCAAAACUAAGCUAACAAUGAGUCGGAACAAGCGACGAUACGAUUCUGAAUCAGAAGAAUCUGAUGCUGAUGAGUGUUUCUUUGCUGAUUCCGAUAAUUCUCUUUUUGCCGACGCCGAUCAAGACCCAUUGAAAACAAAUGAGCAGCUCGAUUCAAGUCUAGAUGAUGAUGAAGAUCCAUUGGGUAGUGGCAUGGAAAAUUGUACGUUAGACUUCGAUUUUGAUGAUAUCGCUGGGGAAAACGAUGAAGAGGAAAGCUUUGCAUCGGAUUCGGAUUUUGAUGACGAUAGUGAAUGUGAAUCAACGUCGGGUGCGGAUACAGAGGCCGAAAAUGACAACCCACUACCCAAAGAAAAGUUACAACCAGUCAAAUGGACAAACGUUCCUUCUAACUUCGUUCCUCGAAAGGAAAUACCGACUUAUAAGGAACCGGAUAUGCGUGCAGAGGAAGACAGUACGCCAGUUGACUUGUUUUUUGAACUUUUCCCGAGACGACUUUUCGAAUGGAUCGCCAAGUGUACGAACGAAAGAUUGGACAUCUAUGCUGCAAAAAAGGGGAUCGAUGCUGAACACACUGAUUGCGAUGAAAUGAUACUGGUAAUUGGAUGCCUCCUCGUGAUGGGAUAUAAUCGUCUCCCUCACAUGCAGAUGUAUUGGUCCAACAAUCAUACAUUAGGAAAUAAGGCGAUCAAAAACGCAAUUACUCGAGACAGAUUUCUCCUUUUGGCAUCAAAGCUGUAUUUCAAUCAUCCGAAAAAACCGGAGGGAGCUGACAAAUUGUAUUAUAUGGAAAAGCUUGUCGAUUGCUUGAAGUAUACAUUCAAAAGGGCCCGAUCCGAAUCAACUUUCCAAAGCAUCGAUGAGACGAUGGUUAAAUUCAAAGGAAGAUGGUCCGGCAAGCAGUAUAUGCCUAGCAAGCGACCUAAACGUGGGGCGAAAAUUUGGACUCGUUCCGAUGCAAUGAGCGGAUAUUGCUACGACUUCAACAUUUACAAAGGAAAAGAACAAGUUGCUACCGAAGGUACUUUGGGUGAACGAGUGGUGAUCAAACUUUGCAGCAGCAUCGGAAACGAAGACGUGGUGAUAUGCACAGACAGAUUCUUUACGUCCUACAAUCUGAUGAAAACGUUACCAUUCGCUUGUGUCGGCACCUGCAUGAGCAAUCGGAAAAACGUUCCUGUUAUAAAAGAAAAACUGAAAAAGGGAGAAUCUGUUGCAAAAUCGACAGCAGAUGGAAUCAUUGGAUUCAAAUGGCAGGACACAAAAGACGUCCUUGUCAUGAGCAAUUGUCAUGACGACACCAUUACAACCGUCGACCGGAAACAGAAGGAUGGUACGAAAAAGGCCGUGACGUGUCCGGAAGCAAUUUCAUUUUAUAACAAGUAUAUGGGAGGUGUCGAUAUGACUGACCAGUACACUGUUUUGUAUGACAUCGAUAGAAAAUCCAAGAAGUGGUGGAAGCGAGUGUUCCAGCGGCUGUUAAUGACAGCUGUCACAAACGCCUGGGUACUUUACAAGAAAUUGAAGAACAAAAAGAUUCCUCUAAUCGACAUGUUGGUGCCAUUGGCUCAGAGUUUGAUCGAAAUUGGGAAGGCCGGAAGCAAAGUGCAACGAACCUCAGGGAACGGUCGUCCAUCUAAAAAAGCGAAGUUGUUUGUCAACGCACAACAUCUACCAGCUCCGAGCACGAGACGUAGAUGUACACUCUGUGCAACGAAAAAACUGCAAAAGCGAACCAAGUUCGUUUGCACCACUUGCGAAGUUCCAUUGUGCGCAGGAUGUUUCUUACCGUACCACAGAUAACUUUGUUCCCUUCAAUAUAAGCUUUAUUGUUUUCUUGAAUUUGGAAUACACGAUAUUCACUAAA
Molecule: messenger RNA, 2227 nt
Organism: Bradysia coprophila
Lineage: Eukaryota; Metazoa; Arthropoda; Insecta; Diptera; Sciaridae
Product: piggyBac transposable element-derived protein 4-like
Source: RefSeq, a predicted model, not a curated record